This is a messenger RNA of Colletotrichum siamense, 189 nucleotides long. RefSeq lists its product as uncharacterized. The record is from RefSeq and is a predicted model, not a curated record. The transcript has a single exon. NCBI's taxonomy places the organism in Eukaryota, Fungi, Ascomycota, Sordariomycetes, Glomerellales, Glomerellaceae. The coding region runs from base 1 to 189 and encodes 62 amino acids.
AUGUCUCAUCUUGUUCCGGUCAACCCUCAUUCGACUAGCUCAACGGCAGAAUGCAACUUUCAAGCUACCCGAUUUGAGAAGCCGGCGCAAGUGCCACAUACUGGAGAGGACUCGUUCUCAUCCAAGCAAGAGACAUUUUGCGACAAGCGCUGCAACGAUCUGUCUCAUACGGCUUCUGGCAGCAGCUGA